Messenger RNA from Amblyraja radiata (thorny skate), 6258 nucleotides. It is a transcript of the gene ip6k1, whose product is annotated as inositol hexakisphosphate kinase 1. Gene Ontology annotation, cellular component: cytoplasm; nucleus. Gene Ontology annotation, biological process: phosphatidylinositol phosphate biosynthetic process; inositol phosphate biosynthetic process. Gene Ontology annotation, molecular function: inositol hexakisphosphate kinase activity. The record is from RefSeq and is a predicted model, not a curated record. The coding region runs from base 414 to 1706 and encodes 430 amino acids. NCBI's taxonomy places the organism in Eukaryota, Metazoa, Chordata, Chondrichthyes, Rajiformes, Rajidae. The transcript has 7 exons.
GAGCGCGAUGAGGUGGCCGCGCUGGCCCCGCCGCCAUCUUGUUUGUUUGUGCCCGGGUCUCCAGGCGGUUGUGACCGAAUCGCCCGUUGCUCCGCGGCCCAGUAAGCGAGGCUGGGGGUUGGCCCCUUGCCAGGUAGAGGUCAUGUCCUGCGACACAGAUGAAGGAAUGAGAUAGACUUUAUAUUUUCCGCACAAAACCUGUUGAAAGAUUGGGCUACCAGUUCAAUGUCAGCUGCACUCCUAAGAGCCUGAGAAGCAAGCACUGAGCAAGACAUCAGUGGAGUUUGGAACAGCUCUUCGCUGGAGAUAUUUGGUCCUGGAGGCUGGUCCUCUGGCCUGUACACCUGCAGCCAGCGUAGCCAGGCCUAUGCGCUGUGCUCCAUGUCUCCUCUGAGUUGUGGCUCUGUAACGCAAUGUGCCUUUUGGACAUCAUGGAAGUGGGGAAAUAUAGUAACAACACAGUUCCAGAGAGAAGCAAAGGAGUUCUCUUGGAGCCCUUCAUCCAUCAGGUUGGCGGGCAUACCAGUAUGAUGCGCUAUGAUGAUCAUACAGUUUGUAAGCCCCUCAUCAGUCGGGAACAGAGGUUCUAUGAGUCCCUGCCACCAGAAAUGAAAGAAUUUACUCCAGAAUACAAAGGUGUUGUGUCAGUAUGUUUCGAAGGAGGUCGUGAUGGUUACAUUAACUUAGUCGCAUACCCAUACGAGGAAAGUGAAACUUUGGAGCAGGAAGAGGUUCAAGAAAGAGAACAGCCCCGCAGGAAGCAUUCCCGGAGAAGCCUUUACCGGUCAGCUAGUAGCAGUGAGCAUCUGAUCCAGAUAGCGAAUUCUGACUCCACAGAGAGCCCUCAGGAACUGAAGAGUUCAAGGAUGGAGUUACAGAUUUCGUCUGACAUUCCCUUCCAAAUGCUGGAUAGCAACAGUGCACUGAUUUCAGAGAAGAUCAGCUUCAAUCCCUGGAGUUUACGCUGCCACAAACAGCAGCUGAGUCGGAUGCGCUCUGAAUCACAGGAUCGGAAACUUUACAAGUUUCUCCUCCUGGAGAAUGUGGUUCAUCACUUUGGGUAUCCUUGUAUUCUGGAUCUAAAGAUGGGGACCAGGCAGCAUGGAGAUGAUGCAUCUGAGGAAAAAGCAGCACGACAAAUAAAAAAGUGUGAGCUGAGCACAUCAGGAGCACUGGGUGUACGUGUCUGUGGGAUGCAGGUGUAUCAGUUAGACUCGGGGCACUAUGUAUGCAGGAACAAGUACUACGGCCGAAGUCUUUCCAUUGAAGGGUUUGGGAAAGCUCUGUAUGAGUUCCUGCACAAUGGCAGGUAUCUGCGAAAAGACUUAUUUGAUGCAAUACUGCAGAAACUUCGAAGUCUCAAGGGGGUUCUAGAGAAGCAGGCUUCUUACCGCUUCUACUCCAGCUCCUUGCUGAUCAUCUACGAUGGAAAGGAGAAAAAGUUGGAAUUGCGACAGAACUCUGCAGAGACAUUGAGCCAGGGCAACCUGCAGGAUAGCAUCAGUUCCUUGCCAUCUUCAUCUUCCUCCAUGAGCAACACUGAGAACCUGCCAAAAAUUGACUUGAGGAUGAUUGACUUUGCCCACAGUACGUACAAAGGGUUCCGGGAUGACCAAACUGUGCAUGACGGGCCAGACAGAGGCUACAUCUUUGGACUAGAGAACCUCAUUAAUAUCCUAGAAAAGAUUCAACUUCAGAAUCAGUAGCAUAUUCAAAACUCUUCCUAUUUCUUUCCAUAUUACUCCAGGGAGGGGUGCGAACUUCUCUCUUUCAAGCACAUGCUUAUAACUGCUCACUUUGAUGCUCAUCACAGCAAUGACAUCACAGAAAAAAAUUGCUGUCAAUUUCUGGCAGAUUAUUAGACAAAAAAGUUUGUUGUUUGAACUGUUUGUUAUACCCCCAGUGUAUAUAUAUAACUGUUAUAUAGUCACGUGGAGCAGCACUGCCUGUACAGACACUGGUGCAAUGGAGCAAUGCCAUUCACUUACUGAGUCCUGCACUAGAGUGGAAAUUGCCAGUGUGAGGGCAGCCACUUGGUACCAAAGCAGCAAGCAAGCUAGGUAAUUCCUUCACUGUUCCCAAAGACUGAGGCUGCAUGAAUAGCUGUACAUUUGUAAAUGUUGGGUCAAAUUUCCUCAUUUACGACCACCUGAAUGUGAGUAAAGAACUCCAUAAUCUAACACUCAGGUUCUUUAGCUGACAGGUGUGCGCAGGUUUGUUUUAACUUUCACUUUUUCCCUUCAAUAUUAUUCUCUUCUGUACUUUGCCAGGUUAAUCUCUUAUUGUGCCAGCAAUUUAAUGCACAGAGCCUGUGGCUCACCUGAUUUUUGGAAGGCUGUUGCAUGUUCUACAGAAGGGAGAUUAGACUAGCGUUCCAAGAGUUGGAUCACGGACCAACAUUGUUUUACUGCUGAGGACUGUGUGCCACAAUGUCGGAGCUUCUCAGUGGCAAUAGAUAUGAGUAUCUUGAUGCAAGAGAUUUUUGCGGACUAGCACAAACUUGUUGAUAUUGUUUAAGUAAGCAGGCAAGUAGAAAGCUAAGUGCUGUUGCAGGCUUCCCAUGAACGUUAUUGGAAGUGUCAUAAGUGUAGAAAUACUUCCCAUUGUUCAUACCCCUAUCAUUUGGCUUUCACCUGUUAUUUGUAGCUGCAUAUAUACAUUUUGCUGUUUCAGGGGAGAAAUUUCGUGUUUUGUAGAAAAGCACAUUGCCCUGUAUUCCUCUUAAUAUAAAGCACUUAUGUGGCCAUCCUUUUGUUCAGGAUAUGUUUAUUUUAUACACCUUUACGUACAAAUAUUUCCAGUAUUUAAUAAGUUGCAACUAAUUUUACUGUGUAAUUUUUAAGGUUGCCGUGAUGUUAUGUUGAUCCUAAUUCUUUAUUUUUGUCUUGGUGUACAUUUCAGUACAGAUCAUGACAUACUGAAGAGCCCUGCCUUACAGAAUGCUGUCCACCCCCUUUUACUGGCAUGUGUCAGAAAAGCUGAAAGCUGCAGUGGCUUGUUCCAGAAAGAGGCACGGUUUGGCUCAGCUGAAUGCAUAGCUCAGGUUUGCUCCAGUGUUAAAGCCCCGAUUGGCUAGCUAGCAACUGAGAACACUGCCCCAUGUGCUGAGUACAUUGUGAAACUAAUGAGCCUAAUCGGGAUGGAGUGCUGGCUGCUCAAAGCCUAGGCUUAAAUUUGAACCCAUCUGUAAAUGUUUUACUGUGGGUUCAGGGCAUGUUUGGAGCUGCUCAUAAUGUGUCUAUUUGUCCCCAAGAAGAUCAACAUGUUGGAUUUUCAGGUGUAGCACUUUCCCCAGCUUUGGAUUUCUGCAUGCCACUAAAUGGAAAGUUGAGAGGUAAUUUCAUAAUUCAAACAAUUGAUUAGGUUUUAUGGGUUUCUAACGAUGACAUAAAAAUAUAAUUUUGGGGUUAUGUUCUGUGACGGACUGAAAUGGUCCCUUUGAUAAGAUAAAUAGAGUAGAUAUGGGGAGUCUGCACCAUUUGCCAGAGAGAGCUGUGGGGAAGUAUCUAUGUGUUAUAGUUCUAAACAGUUUACAGGGACAUUUUUGCAGACAUGUUUGACUUUGUGUGAUGAGAUGAUUCCUCUUCAGUGAAUUCAUUAACUAUUUGAGUUGGUCUCCUUUGUGAAACUCAUGGGUAGAUUGGAACAUGAGCCAUGGACCAGUUAUGUUAUAGUUAACAAUGUGAAAUUUUAACUUCUAUGCUUCACAUCCUUCACAGAUUUUGUCCUAUACUCAUGGUAUGGCUACCUGUAAACACUUAUCAGAAGCAACUUUGGAUUUUCAACAGAGAAUACAAAUCUAGGUUCUUUUUGAGAUGCCUCUGAAGGUUCCACAGCAACUCAACAUGAAUUGCAGUUCACCAUUGACUCGGACAUAAUGACUGGGUCUGAACAUUCUUGUUUGUGUCUUUCACUGUGCUCGUCCCAUAUCAAAGUCCCUACUUCGUAUAGGAAUUAAGCACCGCAUAGGUGGAUAGGAUAGUCUGUAGACACUCAGGAGCAUAGCUGUCCUUAAUGUAAUGCACCGGGUCAGUGGGACAGAGCUGACGGCAAAGGCACUGUUUCCCAGUUUAGAGGGAAAAUACUACCAGCUCACCUUGAAUAGAACCCCAUUGCAAUGUGGAGCAAAGAACAAAUAAGGUUUCAUUCAUUGCUCUUGAAUGUGCUGCAUUCAGGAAUACAGCAGCACGCAGCAAUGUAAGAAGCGUGUUUCCCCUUCACCUCCCUCUGAAUCUUUCAGUUUAAUGCUACAUGCUAAACACUUAAGAUUAAGGUUGAGCACCAGUGAAGAACACUGAACAAAGACUAUAUGCACUGGACCUAAGCUGGAAAUGGUUCCAAGGGGAAAUGAGAGAGUGUGGAAAGGGCAAAGAUCCUUGUGAAAGGAAAGAUGUGAAGGGCUUUGGUGAGUUAAAAAAAAUAUUGCAUUGCUUUUUUUUAAUAUAUUUUGUUUUUGGUGUAUUUGAGUAUGUCGGGACCAGUGUAGGUGCCAGAUGUUUAGUGAAACUUCAGGCAUUUUUUUAGUUUCAGAAUUGGUUGCUGAUUACUCAGUGAAUGCUUAAUAGAAGGAAGACUUUUUAAUACUGUAGCCCUUUCAUUGUAGCCAUGCAGCGAUUUGAGUGGACGACCUGUGGACAGGCAAUCACUUUCAUUCAUAAUGUUAAUUCACCCCUCUGAACUCCCUGAAGCAAAAUCAGGUUGUGCUUUCAAAAUGGUGUUGCAAUCCGCACUAGUAUUACGUAGCUCAUAAGCAUUAAUAUAUGUGAGAAACUACACACAAAUCUACAUCUGGCAGGUGGAUUUGAACAGGCCUGGAACUUGAUGGCUCCUCCAGACUGGCAGUCAAUGAAAUAUGUUUAAGUAAUUUUACUUCUAAGUCAGUGGAUUAAAGCCUUUGAAAGGAAAAUAAGUUGAGCAUUUCUACCUUGUUAUGGUUUCUGUUUCUGAAGUAGUGUGUAUCGAAGGAAAAGCACACAAGUGUCAGAGUGUCAUUUGGUUCUGCCUGUCAACAGGUGACUAAGGGACAGCCAGACCAGAAAGUGUGAGAUGCUCGUUGAACAUCUUAAAACUAAAUGAGAAGUUCAAACUUUCUUAUCUGUCAAUCAAUCACGAAGAAUUGCAAGAAAAAGAUCGAGCACAGCUAUUUCAAAAUAGAGCCUGUUAAAGGAGUGAAGGUAUGGAAUGCCACAAGGCAUGGUUUUGGAACAUUGUCUCAGACCACUGUGCUUUCUCAUCCCUGGAACAUUAACCUCUCUGUAAAUAUAGUUGCAUAAGAAGAUCUAGCUAUUUCAAGAUUUGUUGUAAAUGCAGAGAUAGGAGUGAGGCAUCCAAGAUUAAGAGAUGCUUCAUGUGUGUGAAGUCUUGAAACAGCCUGACUUUAAAGUAAUGUACAGACUACAUUUCAUUGAGGCAUGCAGUUAUUUGUUUUUUGUGAAGUACAGCCCAAUCCAGGUAUUCUGCCCAGCUCAGUUAGAUUGUUCAGACUGGGUUUUCUUUCCAAUUAUUUCAAACAAAAAAGACAAUUGUCCAGAAUUGAAGGGGUGACCGCCACUGCUGGAAUUUCAGGAUACAUAGCCACUAAUGUUUCCAAACCAGGUAGGUUUCAAAGUAGACUCAAAUAUGACUCGAGCUGGUGAUUUCCCUAAAUUGAGCUGACAAAUGUGUUUUCCCACUCAAUAUGACAUUUGGUACAACAGGUAACUAAUGGCAUUCUCUUAAUACUCGCUCCCAUCCCUGAAGACUGACAGUCAAAACAUUGUACCAGAAAAAGCAGAACAGCGCGUGAUGUGUUUCCCUUUUCCUUUACCUGUCUAAGACCUCAACCCGACUAAUUAGAAGAGAUGCUGAAACUUUGAUGCAACGCUCACUUAUGGAAAGUGAAGGGAAUAUGGGAAAGAUCAGGCUAAUAACAUUUCCUUGUUCCACUGAGGUUGCUAAAGACACAAGGCUACUGAAACUUGUACUAAGCUAUUUGGCAAUGUAGGGAGGUGUUAAUGUUCUAUACGGCAUUAAACCAGAGGUAAAUUUCCUAACUGCCAACAAGGUAUGGGAAUUAUUUUAUUACAUAUUUAAUUUAUUGAACGUUUCACUGGUUUCAUUUCAUUGUAUUUCUGUUGAGCAACUAUAUCUUUAAUGCUAGUAACCUAAUCUUCAGGAAUCUGUGGGCAUGAGCAUACUGUAUCCCUGUGAUCUGUGUUUGAUAUUGUUACCUCCAAGUUGUCACAGUUCUGUAUGAAAUAAAUACAUUUAGGAGUCAUA